UUUUUGUGUAGAUUUCGUAAUAGAAAAUUAAUCAUGAACUUUUGUCAAAUAUUUUAUCAUAUAAAUGUAAAAGCUUUCAUCUUUUAUUAAGGUUAUGUUUACAUCAUAUAUUUUUAUUAUUUCUAAAGUAAACGUAAAUCCAACUAUAAAACAAUCAGGAUCAGUAAUAUCUUAAUAUUUUAAGAUUUUAUUCAGAUUUAAUUUUUUUUAUUUCUAAAUAAAAUAUAUAUCAAGUGAUAAGUUCUUAUAUAGAAAUUAAAUCAGAAAUUAAAAUACGAUGCCAAUAGCCAGCAGUGUAUAACAUUAAAAAUGAAUGGGAUUAUUCCUGAAAUGGAACAAAUAAUUAGUCAGCUUGAACGCGGGACUGUGGUAACAAAAUUUUUCUCAAGGAAACGACCAGAAAAAAAAACCUUAAUGAUACGAAGGGAAACUAGACAAAUUGUUUGGUCAAGGAGUUCUACCUUUAGACCUUUCGAUGGUUCUGAUUCACAUUCACAAGCACACAAAAAAUAAAUUUUCCACCUAAUAUUUUAGGCACACUUUAUACAUGGUUAUGCAGUUAUAUAUCUACAGCAAAAAUGGGCAGAAUAUUAUCUGAAGAUACUAGUUAUAGGCCAAAAACCAGAAGGAAAAAUCAGUGUCCAUUUUGUAUAUGGUUGAAAUAAGGGAAGUCAAAGAAGUUAGGGUAGGUAAGCAUUCCAAAGAUUUUGAAAAAUGGCCAGAAGAUGCAAAGAGGAUAGAAAGCUUAAGAUGUUUUGUUGUAUUCUAUGGUUCUGAAUUCAGGUUAAAAACUCUUUCAAUAUCAGCUCUAAGUGAAAAAGAAUGUGAGUUAUGGGUUAAAGGUUUACGUCAUUUAGUUCAAGAUACUAUUAAUGCUCCAUAUCCUUUACAAGUUGAAAGAUGGCUUAGGAAAGAAUUUUAUGCAAUGGAGAAUUCAAGAGAAACAGUUACAUUAAAAGAUGUUAAAGCAUUUUUACCUAGAGUUAAUUGCAAAAUUGCAACUAACCGUUUAAGAGAAUUAUUCCAAGAAGUAGAUACAAGAAGCAGAAAUGAACUUGGGUUUGAUGAUUUCGUUAUUUUAUAUCAUAAACUCAUGUUUGAUCAGAAUAAUCUUACAGAUUGGAAUAAGCUAUUGAAUUAUUCUAAGUCAGGACAAACUGUUACUCUUCAGGAAUUUCAAAAUUUCUUAAUCACUGAGCAACAAGAUAUUUUAGGAAAUAAUGAUAUAGAAGCUUCACGUUUUAUUAGAGACUACCUUCAAGAUCCACAAAGAGAUAUACAAGAACCAUAUUUCACAUUUUCUGAAUUUAUAGAUUUCCUUUUUUCCAAACAAAAUGAUAUUUCGGAUCAACGAUAUAAUCAAGUGACUCAAGAUAUGACUAAGCCUUUAGCUCAUUAUUGGAUUGCAUCAUCACAUAAUACAUAUUUGAUGGGUGAUCAAAUAAGCAGUGAAAGUAGUUGCCAAGCUUAUGUACGUGCAUUAAGAUCUGGUUGCAGAUGUAUAGAACUUGAUUGUUGGGAUGGUCCUGAUGGAAUGCCUUUUAUAUUCCAUGGGCAUACAUUAACAACAAAAAUAAAAUUUCUAGAUGUUAUUAAAACUAUCAAAGAACAUGCUUUUGCUACAUCUGAAUAUCCUGUUAUUUUAUCCAUAGAAGAUAAUUGCACAUUGCCACAACAAAGAAAAAUGGCUAUUACAAUGCAAGAAUUGUUUGGAAAUAUGCUAUUAGUUCAAUCAGUAGAUAAAAAUGAAACUUGUUUGCCAUCUCCAUAUGCAUUAAGAAAGAAAAUACUAUUAAAACAUAAAAAACUUCCUGAUGGAGCUGAUGAGACAUCAUUUCUUAUUCGUAGUGAUGAAAGUAGACAAGAAAUGGAUCUUAGAAAUACUGUAAAAAAUGGGAUAUUAUACUUAGAGGAUCCUGUUGAUAGAGAAUGGAAUCCACAUUUUUUCGUUUUAACACAGCAAAAGCUAUUUUAUACAGAUACAUUCUCACGAGCUCAAGAGACAGAGCAUGAUGAUGAUGAUGAAGGCUGUAUCCGAAGACCAACAGAUGGAGUACCAAAUGAUGAACUACAUUUUGGUGAGAAGUGGUUUCAUGGAAAGUUAGCAAAAGGCAGAGAAGAAGCUGAAGAAUUAUUACAACGAUACUCUCAUCUUGGCGAUGGUACCUUUCUAGUUCGACAAUGCGUUACGUUCGUUGGUGACUAUAGUCUUUCCUUUUGGCGUAAGGGCAAAGUAAACCAUUGUCGUAUAAAAUUAAAACAAGAAAUGGGUCAAACACAAUAUUAUCUAAUUGAUACAAAUUGCUUUGAUAGUUUAUAUAGUCUAAUAACACAUUAUCGCAAUAACCCCCUUAGAAGUCAGGAGUUUUUAAUUACACUCCAAGAACCCGUACCUCAACCAAAUAAGCAUGAGGAAAAAGAAUGGUGGCAUGCAGAAUGUACUCGUACUUUAGCAGAAGAAAUGUUAAAAUGCAUUCCCACUGAUGGUGCCUUUUUAGUAAGACCUAGUGAAAAAGAAAGUAAUUCUUAUGCUAUAUCCUUCAGGGCUGAAAAGAAAAUUAAACAUUGUAGAAUAAAAUUUGAAGGACGUUUGUAUACAAUAGGAACAGUGCAAUUUGAAAGUUUAGUUGAAUUAGUAAAUUACUAUGAAAGGAAUCCACUCUAUAAGAGAAUAAAGCUAAGUCAUCCUGUCAAUCAAGAUAUCAUCAGAAGAGUGGGUUUGGAUGCAGAUGACGGAUCUGUUUAUGGUAUACCUGGAUACAUGGACCCAACAAGUUUUGGAUCUAAAGUAACGGUAAAAGCUCUUUAUGAUUACAAAGCAAGAAGAGAAGAUGAAUUGACAUUGGUAAAACAUGCUAUAAUUACUAACGUAACGCGUCAAAGUGGCGGUUGGUGGAGAGGCGAUUACGGUGGUAAAAAGCAACAUUGGUUUCCAGCAAAUUAUGUUGAAGAAAUAGAUUAUCAAGAUAGUCCAGGAGAUUCUACAGAUUCUAUGAUGCUUGGUAGUCUUCAAAAGGGUUCAUUAGACAUUAUGGGUGCAGUUGUCGAAUUAACAUUAGGUGAAAGGCCUGGAUUAGAAUGGAUUUUACGAAUACAAAAUCCUAGUAUGUGUUCCGUAUUUGAAGUGGCAACACCAUCAAAAGAUAGUGCAUUAGAAUGGAUGUCAAGUAUCAAAGAAACAGCACAGAAUGCCAGUGUUAGAGAAAAUCAACACAAAGAGAUGGAGCGAGCAUGGAGGAUAGCAAAAGAAAUGUCUAAUCUUAUAGUAUAUUGUAGAUCAGUUGCUUUUAAUGUUGAACGAAUUAGAGCAAAGGGAUUUAUAUUCCAUGAAAUGAGUAGUUUCCCUGAAACUAAAGCAGAAAAACUCAUGUGCCAGCAAGAAAACAAGUUUUUCUUAAAAUAUCAUCAGAUGCAAUUCAGUAGAGUAUAUCCUAAAGGUCAACGUAUUGAUUCAUCUAAUUAUAAUCCUGUGCCAAUGUGGAAUUCUGGUUGUCAAAUGGUGGCUUUAAAUUAUCAAACUGGAGAUAAAUCUAUGCAAUUAAAUCAAGCUAAAUUUAAAGAGAAUGGUAGCUGUGGUUAUGUACUGAAACCAGAUUUUAUGUUCAGAGAUGAUUUUAAUCCUUAUGACAAAAAUUGCUUGUACGGAAUAGAUGCACUUAAAAUUAGCUUAAAAAUUAUAGGUGCAAGACAUUUGAUUAGGUCUGGAAGAGGAACAGCUAGUCCAUUUGUUGAAGUAGAAGUAAUUGGUGCAGAUUUUGAUAAUGGGACAAAAAUAACAACAAAAACGAUACAUGACAAUGGCUUUAAUCCUAUGUGGAAUGAAUCUUGUGAAUUCGAAAUAUUCAAUCCGUACUUUGCUCACAUAAGAUUUGUAGUUCAAGAUGAAGAUAUGUUUGGUGAUAGUAAUUUUAUAGGGCAAGCUACUUAUCCUGUUCGUUGUUUAAGAACAGGAUAUAGAAGUGUUACUUUAAAAAACAAUUAUAGCGAAGAUCUAGAAUUGGCUGCACUUUUAGUACACAUUCGAAUUAUAAAUUUUUCUGUAAAUGCAACAUCGUGAACUAAUGGAAAAAAUUAUUAAAUGAGUAGAUCUGAUAUACUGUCUACAAUGUUUGGUAUAGUGCUUCACAUGUACAUAUAUUUGAUGAGUGUUCUGUGUGUACAUUGUGGUGAAAUAGAACCACGAAUAAUAUCUUUUAAAAAAAUGAAAAUAAUAAAAAUAAAUAUUAUUUUUUACUGA
Molecule: messenger RNA, 4237 nt
Organism: Vespa velutina
Lineage: Eukaryota; Metazoa; Arthropoda; Insecta; Hymenoptera; Vespidae
Gene: sl
Product: 1-phosphatidylinositol 4,5-bisphosphate phosphodiesterase gamma-1
Exons: 20
Coding region: 653-4057 (1134 amino acids)
Biological process (GO): positive regulation of epithelial cell migration; phosphatidylinositol-mediated signaling; phospholipid catabolic process
Molecular function (GO): phosphatidylinositol-4,5-bisphosphate phospholipase C activity; protein binding
Source: RefSeq, a predicted model, not a curated record